CACAUCUCCCAGAGCUCGAGCCUUCGACAUAGCUCCAUUACUAAUGGCUGCUCCAACUCAUGCCUUAUCCUUCAACAAACCCAAAUUAGCACCUAAAUUGUUCAGUUCACGACCCUUCUUAAAGCACGCCAGAUCUUUCAAUGUAAAUCACACUGUGUUCACAGGCAAACUAACCUCUGCAUUGUUCAGGACGACCAUCUUCAGUUUCAGGAUUAAAGCUUUUAGGAAUGAGGAUUCUGGGAACCAUGACAAUGCGAAACCUGAAGAGAACGCAGAGAAAACUGUGGAUGAGGACCAUGGUAGUCGGAAAGAAACGAAUGCUGGUAUGGGAAGUUCAUUUUUGGUUAAGAUAGCAACUGCUGUGGGUGUUGCUGUAAUUGCUACUGCCGUAUGCGUUGGCUCCAAAAGGCCUAAUGUUGGCUCAAUGUUUGGAGUUCAAUUUCUGGCUGAGGGUUCUUCCUCUUCAGUUGUGGCUGCAGCCCCCGUUGGUUUCACUUUCAAAGCUUUUGGAUACACUAUUGUACUUCCUGAAUAUGCACCAGCAUGGGUUUACUUCUGGUUGCUUACGGCUGCUGGCUGUGGACUUUUCAUUAGUGAAGAAGCUCUAGAUAUUUGGGUAGGCAUAACUAUUGCACGGAUGAUGUCAUUGGACGGGACAUGGAACUUUUUUGCCGACUCACUUUCUAGGAAUGCUUCAUACAUUAUAUCACCAGUCUUCUGGUAUACUGUUAGGGAUUGGUGAAGAGAAGGUGUUGAGCAUUACACGUGCUGUUGAAAAAUAUGGCAAUCUCAUAGGUGUUGGUAAGUUAAGAGCACCCACAUUCUCAGUUGUUUACGUGAAUGAAUGAUUUAAUUAUUUUUAGGUUUGUUCAGGCAUUGAAAAUCCUCCAUGUGAGCAAGUAUUCUGACGCUUUCAUGCAUGAUUCUGUGUAAAAUUCUUCUAAGAUUUUAGUUAGCCAUCUACUAAUAAGAUGGGAAACAUAGUUUAUUACGCAUUCAAAAAAUUGGAGUGUUCACUCGGUUAUGUUAGGAUAUUUUCG
Molecule: messenger RNA, 1040 nt
Organism: Tripterygium wilfordii
Lineage: Eukaryota; Viridiplantae; Streptophyta; Magnoliopsida; Celastrales; Celastraceae
Exons: 5
Coding region: 44-742 (232 amino acids)
Source: RefSeq, a predicted model, not a curated record